Messenger RNA from Chara braunii, 4326 nucleotides. Lineage: Eukaryota; Viridiplantae; Streptophyta; Charophyceae; Charales; Characeae. The record is from the annotation of a GenBank genome assembly.
GGCAGCGGCAUGGCGGACCGAGGCCGAGAACAACCAAUUGGAGGACAGCGCAAACAAGAUAGCGCUCCUCCUCUCUCAUCUCACGGAUCUCUUGGCCACCUGCAUUACACAGCAGGUGGAGAUCCUUGCCUCGACACCUCGCUAGCUCACAUGCAAAACUGCCUUCAGCGGUUGGAGCAGCGACCAGUUGCCGUCGCCGACGCAGGCUCUUCUAAUACUGCCAACCACCUCAAUCCAUUGGAGAUGCAUGUCGGCUCACUCCAGGAUGGCGCACAGUUACAGCUCACCGCGAUGCAACUGUUGCAGCAACGGGUCUGUACCACAUCCACUACCUCGAGUACGGAGCCGCACGAGACAACUCCAAAGUUUGACGGGCAGGAGAUCUUCUGCAAUUCAACGAAGACAGAUCCGAUUCCAUGGUUCCGCAAGUUCGAGCUCACGCUGCAGCUGUCCAACGUCAAGGAACACAAGCAUCACGCCUACUUGUACUCUCGCUCAGGGGGCACGUGCCAGGCUUGGUUGGACAACCUCUUGUCCAAGUACGGAGUGGUAGCAGCGGACUUGCACACCAUGAUCAGUUGGGAUGAUCUGAAGGCGGCGUGGCACAAGCGGUUCCAGGUGGAGCCGCCAAAGAUCAAGGCCAUGGACAAGCUCAUGAUUUUCGAGCAAGGCACGCUGCCGAGUACGGACUGGAUCGCCGAGUACCAACGCUUGACGUCAGUCCCAGACAUCCAGAUGGGCUCCAAGGCCAUCCGCCACUACUUCAUCUCAAGGUCAUGUCCGGCAUUGAGCAAUGGCCUGACGCAUGUCGAGGACACCUUGGUGACGACGGCGGAAUUAUUCGACAAGGCGGCGCAGAUCAUCGUCACGAACAAGGUGGCCAAGAACCUCCGUUCAUCUGCAUCAGGCCUGAGCGGGGACCAGCAUCGGCCAAGAGUGGCCGUGGUCGCAGUGGCAGCGCCUUCGUCUUCAARKGGUUCUUCAYGGGAUUCGGCGCGCGAGUUCAAUAUAGAGGCAUUGGACCCGCUCACGUCUGAGGACUUUGCAUGGCUUCCUUUCCCGACCACAGGCUGUUUGCCGGGACCGCAAUGCGCAACACUUAGYGCUAAUCUUCACACUUACCUAUCCUUCUAUGCACCACCAACUUCGCCGACGGAUGACKAAGUCGYGGUGGGGGACAUCCUGGCGUAUAYUACCAAGGUGKCCCGCGAGUUUCGCACGCAGCGGGACGAUGACAACAACGCACCGCUCAUGUAUGUCCGCAUUCAGUAUGGGCAAACGUCCUGCAGCGCUUUGCUGGAUAGCGGCGCGUCUCACAACUUCAUGAGCCAGUCUUUUAUGCAAAGAGCUGGCCUUGGCGCACAAGUUCGGAGGAAGAAAAACCCGACGGCGAUCAAGUUGGCGGAUGGAAAAAUGCAACAACUUCUCGACCGUUACAUCGAGGCCAUACCGGUCUACUUCGCACCUCAUGCAUGCGAACCGGUAACAUUCGAUAUUCUCGAYACGGACUUCGACAUCAUUCUGGGAAUGCCUUGGCUUGCAAGUGCAGAUCACACGGUCAACUUCCAUCGGCGGACUCUUAGCGUUCGCGACGCCUUCGGCGCGGAAGUGGCGUGUACUAUUUCUCUACCGCACUCUUCGAUCCGGUGCCAAGUGGUGACGGCCAAAUCAUUUCGGUCGACUUGCGCUUACGAGCAGCCCGAGGAGAUCGGCCUUUGUUUCCUACGGACCGUCGCGGUAGCCGACUCUUCACCCACAGACUUGUCUUCGGACCCCYGUAUGGUGCGGUYGCGGGACGAGUUCGCCGACAUCUUCGAGUCACCUACCRGUGUGGUGYCGGGUCGGCCGAUCUCUCACGAGAUCAUUCUUGAGGCCGGUGCCGUGCCGCCGAAAGGUUGCAUCUAUCGGAUGAGCGAGGAGGAGCUUGAGGUUCUCCGCGCACAACUCGAUGAUUUGUUGGCCAAGGGUUGGAUCCGCCCGAGUAGCUCCCCAUAUGGAGCACCAGUUCUUUUCGUCGUGAAGAAGAACAAGGAUCUACGAUUGUGUAUUGACUACCGCAAGCUCAACGCGCAAACCGUCAAGAAUGCGGGGCCUCUUCCUCGCAUCGACGAUCUUCUUGAGCGGUUGGGCGGCGCGAAGUAUUUUUCGAAGUUGGAUUUGAAAUCAGGAUAUCAUCAAAUCUCGAUCCAGCCGAACGAUCGCUACAAGACCGCGUUCAAGACACGGUACGGGCAUUUUGAGUGGGUGGUCAUGCCUUUUCGCCUCACCAACGCCCCGGCGACCUUUCAAGCAGUGAUGACCAAUGAGUUCCAUGCAAUGUUGGACCGGUUCGUGCUGGUCUACUUAGACGAUAUUCUYGUCUAUGGCCGGACAUUGGAGGAUCAUCUUGGACAUUUUCGACGAGUGUUGGAGACGCUCUGCCGUGCCAAGUACAAGGCCAACCGCGACAAGUGCGAAUUUGUCCGGCAAGAGAUGGAAUACUUGGGCCAUUUUGUCACACCGGAGGGCAUCAUCCUCGAGCAACAUGAUGGUGUGGACUGGCACCCGGUCGAGUACUUCAGCAAGAAAGUGCCCCUUGUACAUUCCAUUGACGAUGCACGCAAGAAGGAACUCCUCAUCUUCGUCCACUCGCUCAAGCGCUGGCGGCACUUCCUCCUUGGUCGAAGCCAGUUUCGAUGGGUAACGGACAACAAUCUGUUGGUCUUCUACAAGACCCAAGACACCGUCAACAGCACCAUCGUUCGAUGGAUGGCUUUCAUUGACCAGUUCGACUUUUUUCCCAAACACAUGCCUGGGAAGUCGAAUCGUUUUGCGGAUGCUCUUUCACGGUGUCCGGAUCAUUGUACCGCAGUCUACUCGACCUUCGAGAUUGACGACGACCGGCAGAACAUCUUCAUCCGCGGCUACCAAGCCGACCCCGAGUUUCGCGACAAGUACGCGAAUUGCUCCUCUCCUAAUGUGGCUCCUUCUCACUACCGGAUCCAAGAGGGGUACUUGCUUGUCUACACGAGGGGGAAGGACCUUCUUUUCGUACCGAGUGAUCCUCACUUGCAUACACGGCUUCUUGGUGAGUUCCACGAUGCUCCCGCCACUGGACAUUUUGAAGUCAAUCGCACGAUUGGCCGACUUCGCCAGCGAUUUUGGUGGCCCGGCCUUCUUGGCGACGUCACGCGCUAUUGCGAGUCAUGCGAGGUUUGCCGACGCUGCAAAUCCCGCAACCAUCGUCCGUACGGCGAGUUACGACCAUUGCAAGUCCCGUUGAGGCGAAGGGAAGCGAUUGCCAUGGACAUUAUUGGCCCGUUCCCCAAGCACAAGACCGGAGUGGAUGGGAUUCUCACGGCGGUCAACCGACUCACCAAGUUCGCCAUGUUUUUGCCUUGUCGCUAUCAUGCCAAGGCACCGGAGGUGGCCGGGGUUCUAUACGCCGGUUGGAUUCGCACCAAGGGUUACCCCAAGGAGAUCGUCUGCGACCGCGACACUCAGUUCAUGUUCGAUUUUUGGUUGGCGCUCAUCAAGCGAUGGGGCUCAUCUCUCAAGCCCAGUUCAGCUCGCCACUCUCAUACCGAUGGCCAGACGGAGAGGGCGCAUCAGACCGCACAGAUUUUCCUUCGCACUCUCAUCCGCCCCGACCAGAAAGACUGGGUUGAGCGACUGCCGGAUGUUGAGUUGGCCUACAACUCUUCCAUCCACCCGGUUAUUGGGAUAUCGCCCUUUGAUUUCGAGCAUGGCUCGCCGGUCACGUCACCGUUGGACACUAUUACUCCACGCACGGUCGAGAGCGACGACCAUCUUCUUUUCUUGCGUCGGAUGCAAGAGCUUCUUGUCAAGGCACGCGACCAAAUGGCAAAGACGCAGCAGCGCUUGAGCCAGCAGGCCAAUCGCCAGCGUCUUCCUUGUCCAUUUCGCGCCGGGGACCUCGUCUGGGUUUCCACCGCGGAAUUCAGCCUUGAACAAGACGUCUCUCCCAAGCUCCUUUUGAAAUGGAUGGGGCCUUGGCCGAUCAUAGAGCCCGUUGGGGAUGCACCCGAAGGACCCUCCUUCACGAUUCAGGUGCCUAGCCACUUGCCUGUCUACCCAGUCUUUCAUUGCUCUAAACUGACCCUCUACACACCAGCGGAUCAUGACGACUUUCCCGGGAGACGUACGCAAGACCCACCUUCUAUGGAUGGUUUCAGGAGGUCGGUGACAUCAUCUCCCAGCGACGCUUUGGCAACAAACCAACUGAGUAUUUAGUGCAUUUUGCAUACUGCACACACCGAGAUGACCGUUGGUUAACCCGUGCGGAACUUCAGGCAACAGCUCCAGACGUUCUCGCAUGCUACGAGC